AUGCAGCAACCGGCUCAGCCCUACCAGUCCCCGGCCCAUCCCUACCAUUCUCCAGCCCAGCCCAGCCCUACCAAGCCCACUCUCAGAAACUGGCCCAGCCCUACCAGGCUACCAGCUACCCCAAGCUCCAGAUUACCAGCUACCCCCGGCCAGCCAGCUACCCUCAGCCCCAGCCUGCCAGCUACCCUCUGCAAGACGCCACCAGCCAUUACCAAGCCCCCAGCCAUGUUAGCCCCAUCCUGCCACCAGAAGUGUGACCCCCCCGCCCGGAGUGUUACCCCACCAGUGCUCAGUGCACCAUGCCCUCAGAGCACUCCCCCUCUAAUGACCAGUGUGUCAUUCUCCCCGAACACUCCCUCUUCAGCGGCCUUCAACCCCCCCAAGCUCCCCCAAGCGGCCCACCCGGCCCCCACAUUGCCACCAGUAGCCAGUGUGCCCCCCAGAGUCCCUCCAUUGGCCACCACCUACACCCCCCGAUGUGGUGGCAAUUGGCUCAUCUGCCCUCUAUGGCACAUCACAGUUUGCAGCCCCCCUCUACCACAGGAGAUGCAUGCACAUUUGAGGGGCGGCUGUAAAAAACUCUUCCCACUUCCCUUCAACCCUGGAGGUGAGCCUCCCACCUAUUGGUCGCCACACAACUCAUUCAAUGUAAACAACCAGAUCAUGUCCACCUGA
Coregonus clupeaformis (lake whitefish) is the source of this 675-nucleotide messenger RNA. Its product is annotated as vegetative cell wall protein gp1-like. The coding region runs from base 1 to 675 and encodes 224 amino acids. The record is from RefSeq and is a predicted model, not a curated record. Lineage: Eukaryota; Metazoa; Chordata; Actinopteri; Salmoniformes; Salmonidae. The transcript has a single exon.